CAUCUAAGUGCAGUCUUGCUCAGUCUUGAAACAAAAUCCGGAAGUUUCUAGGAAAGUCGAAACAAAAUUAUUUUGAGAAAGAAAGCAAAUUUUUCAUUGUUUGCAUUGAAAUUCUAUUAUUCAUUUAAGUGUGCGUCCACAAUUUAUGUCUAAAUGUCGAAUAAGCAACUUUUGAAUUUGAAAGACGGUUUUUACCGUGUAGAACUGAACAAAACUGUUUGGGAGGUUCCAAUUCGUUACCAGAUUCUUACGCCGGUUGGAUCAGGUGCAUACGGACAAGUAUGUUCUGCUGUGGACAAAAAGACCAACCAUAAAGUGGCAAUAAAGAAGCUGUCAAGACCAUUUCAGUCAGCCAUACAUGCAAAACGAACUUACAGGGAACUACGCAUGUUAAAACAUAUGCAGCAUGAAAAUGUUAUUGGACUUCUUGAUGUGUUCACACCAACAGAAACAUUUGAAGACUUUGAAGAAGUAUACAUGUCAACAGCUUUAAUGGGAGCAGAUAUGAACAACAUUAUAAAAACACAAAGACUCAGCGACGAUCACGUGCAGUUCCUAAUAUAUCAAGUUCUACGUGCCAUGAAGUAUAUUCACUCAGCGGGCAUUAUACAUAGGGAUUUAAAACCAAGCAAUAUAGCUGUGAAUGAAGAUUGUGAAUUAAAGAUUCUGGACUUUGGUUUAGCACGUCACACAGAUGACCAGAUGACUGGAUAUGUUGCGACAAGAUGGUACAGAGCUCCAGAAAUCAUGCUGAACUGGAUGCAUUAUAAUCAAACAGUGGAUGUAUGGUCAGUGGGCUGUAUAAUGGCAGAAAUGUUAACUGGAAGACCGUUAUUCCCAGGCACAGAUCAUAUAGAUCAGUUAACUAGGAUUCUGUCUCUAGUGGGUACACCCUCUGAUCAGCUUUUAGAAAAGAUCAGUAGUAAUGAGGCUAGAAACUACAUCAAGCAGUUACCAAAAUGGGAGAAGAAAGAUUUUAGAACAGUUUUCCAAGGUGCAAAUCCCCAUGCAAUAGAUUUACUUGAGAGAAUGUUGGAUUUAGAUGCUGAUACACGAAUCACUGCAGAGCAGGCUCUAGCACACCCUUACCUCAAACAGUAUGCUGAUCCAACUGACGAGCCAACCGCGUGCAAAUAUGAUCAAACUUUUGAAGAUUUGGAAUAUAGUAUACCCGAAUGGAGAAAGUUAGUGUAUGAGGAAGUCAUGUCAUUUCAACCAGGGCAGGACACUGAAGCAAUGCAAGUUAUGGAAUAAUAAUCAACUGUAGCAAACUUUGAAAAAAAGCAUACCCCACCCACUGUGUUUAUAUUUCUGUCAUUCAAACCAUCAGCGUCAUGAUUAUCAUCAGCGUAGUUAUCAUCAUUCCGCAGUGGAGACUGUCGCAGCAGUACGGAUACUCAUUUAUAAAACUGACAUUUUUUAUGCCAGCAUAUAAGAAAAAGUGUGAAAGUUUGCCAGAUGUAAAGCAGUUAUUUGUUUCCCUUGUUAUAGUAUUCUUUUUAUUCUGACGUCUGUGUAAAAGGUGAUACACUUUUUUAUGCUUGAAAAGCUUUCCUCCUGUUGAAAGUUUGUAGUUUGGCUCUAAUUUAUAUAGAUGGUCAUGCAAGCUUUAGGUUAACUGUGAAAUUAUUAAUCUUUAUGCGGGAAUAAAUUUCAUUGAUUCUAUGUUGUGUUCAGCCACAAAAUUAAAUCCCAGCAAAGAAGUUAGGUGCCCAUUCAUUUGUCAUGAUAAUUUAAAAUCUGCAAAUUCAUAUCCAUACAAAAUGGCAGUUUUGGGCAGAACUACAAAGUUUUGUACUAAUGAAAUGAAAUGUUUUCACAGUAAUUUUUGUAUUGAUUCAGCAUCAAAAAUUGUUGUGUUAAUGUUUGCCUCACUUCAAACCAAAGCUUCGAACAAGUUAUUUCAUAAAUAUAAAAUACAUCUGUAUAUGGCAUAAUUUUAGCAUUAUUUGUAUUUCAAUUUGAUUACAUUUAAGUGAGAUUCUGGUCUUAAGAAUUAAGAAUGGUAUACACCCACCCCCUGUCCACACUCCCUGACAUUUUAUCUGUUUGACCUCAUUUUUUAUUUAGCAGAACAUGUUUGUCUUCAUAUUUCUUUAAGGCAUAAUGUCAUUUAUCGAAAGUUGAACAGAAAAAUGUUUUAACUUGUUGUUCUUUGAACUCAUUGAGUUAUGACAGUUUUCCAUUCACCCCUCAUUAUAUCAUAAUCAAAAACAAGCUAGUUUCUUAUAGAAAACGUAAUUUUGAAGCUUUUUCAUUCUGCUUUUGCUGGCUUACCCAUUUUUUCAUCUAGAUAAAAAAAGAUACACAGUUUUGUUUUAUGUUUAACCUGUAAUGAAGAACUGAGCACAACAUUUAAUUGUAUGAAUUUUUUUGUCAAAAAGGCAUGACUGAUGAAUAUAGAAAAUGAAAUUUCUAGAAUAAGGUAUAGAAAACAUUGAAUUAUAUAUAAGCAUGUUUUAUUUUUGUAUUUAAAAUCUGUAUUUUGAAAGACUGAAAAGCCUUGCAGUUGUAAUCAAACAAAAUCAACAUUUUUCAUGAGUAUUUGACUCCAGUUAUCAGAUUAUCAUUUAUGUUAUUUCUCAUGUUGUUGAAUAUUUUGAAAACUUUUACGCUACCAUUGAAUGAGAAGCUUUAAUCUUUUGAAUAUGGUAAUAUAAUGUACAUCUAUUACGCAUAUGUAAUACAGGUCCAUAUAAUUAUGACUUUAUUAAUCCUGCAUUUGAUGUAUUAUGAUACCGGUUCAUAAUAUGACAUUAUGCUGGACUGUAAAAUACGGAGUGAUAUUUCACUAUUUUACCAGUAUUAAAUUACUAAAAGUUCAUUUUUCAAGUAAAUUAGCUGACAAAAUCAUGAAGCUGUGAAACAAAUGGAAAUCAAAAGCAGAUGAAUAUAUCAUAUUUGUUUUUGUUGUGAAAACAUAUAUCAUGAUAUGUCGUAAGUUAUUUUCAUUUUCUACUCAAUUAUGACAGUGCAAGGGAAGUAACCUAAUAGGUAGCUAUGCAUGUAUGUACCUGAGACAAGUGUUGUCAUUCUCUGUGAACACAAGCAAAGAAAAUCCCUAAAAAUUUCAGUUAUUGAUAUAAACAAAAAAUUAAUAAAACUGAAAAUUGUAAAAUAAUAUUUGGUUAUUUAAAGGAGUUAGAAAUCAAUUCCUGUGCUUUAUUUGAGGUUCUGUGUCUGCAUCUACUACAAAAUAACAUUUGGAAUGUGAUAUGUGUAGUACAAUACAUAGACAGGGUGAAUAUGAGACAUCAGUGCAAAUGCUUUUCCAUACCACUUUCAAUUUACCAGCUUUUUGUACUCCCCAUUUUUGCAUUACAACUCUGUUAAAUCUAUUUUUAUAUAUUUUAUGAUUGACAUUUUUUACCUCAUUGACAUGCUAUUCUUUAAUUUAUCUGAUCAGUGUGUGCUAAACAUAAUGUUCAUAUGAGCCGUGCCAUGGGAAAACCAACAUAGUGGGUGUGCGACCAGCAUG
Mercenaria mercenaria is the source of this 3478-nucleotide messenger RNA. Its product is annotated as mitogen-activated protein kinase 14-like. Gene Ontology annotation, biological process: protein phosphorylation; intracellular signal transduction. The transcript is spliced from 12 exons. Lineage: Eukaryota; Metazoa; Mollusca; Bivalvia; Venerida; Veneridae. Gene Ontology annotation, cellular component: nucleus; cytoplasm. Gene Ontology annotation, molecular function: MAP kinase activity; ATP binding. The record is from RefSeq and is a predicted model, not a curated record. The coding region runs from base 154 to 1254 and encodes 366 amino acids.